AUGGGUGAAGCUGUGGGGGACAUUGCCGUCAUCGGGAUGGCCGUGAUGGGCCAGAAUAUCGUUCUCAACAUCAACGACCACGGCUUCCAGGUAAUCGCCGCAAAUCGAACUGUCUCCCUCGUCGACGACUUCAUCGCCAACGAGGCCAAGGGAACCAAGGUGAUCGGGGCCAAAUCGUGGCAGGAUAUGGUCAACAAGCUGAAGCGCCCGCGCCGUAUCAUGCUGCUCGUCAAAGCCGGGAACCCGGUCGACCAAACGAUUGAAGUGUUGCUGCCCCUCUUGGAGAAGGGCGACAUUAUCAUCGACGGCGGAAACAGUCAAUACAUGGAUACUCAAAGACGAACAGGCCGAUGCCACGAGAAGGGGAUCCUAUUUGUUGGUUGCGGUGUCUCGGGUGGCGAGGAAGGGGCUCGAUAUGGACCUUCUUUGAUGCCCGGCGGUGACCCAGAAGCCUGGCAGCACCUAAAGCCGAUUUUCCAGUCGAUCGCCGCCAAAAGCGAUGGAGAACCGUGCUGUGAUUGGGUUGGCGAAGCCGGCUCCGGGCAUUUCGUCAAGAUGGUGCACAACGGAAUCGAGUACGGCGACAUGCAGCUCAUCGCCGAGGCCUACGACUUGAUGCACAAGGGACUCGGGCUGAAGCACGACGAUAUUGCGGAGGUCUUCUCCGACUGGAACAAGGGUGAACUCGAUUCGUUCCUCAUCGAAAUCACGGCCAAUAUUCUAAAGUUCAAAGGAGAGGAUGGGCAGACGCUGCUUCCAAGGAUUCGCGAUGCUGCUGGUCAGAAAGGCACCGGUAAAUGGACAUGCAUCGCCGCGCUUGAUUAUGGACAACCUGUGACGCUCAUUUCCGAAGCCGUCUUUGCGCGAUGCCUCUCCGCGCUGAAGGACGAACGCGUGCAGGCGUCCAAGCAGCUCAAGAAGCAGACUUUCAAGGUCGACGAGCUGAUCCCGGACAAGCGCGACUUCCUCAAGCACAUUGGAAAGGCUCUCUACGCGUCAAAGGUCGUCUCGUACGCCCAGGGCUUCAUGCUGCUGCGCGAGGCGUCAAAGGAGCUGAAGUGGAACCUCAACUUUGGGGCCAUCGCGCUGAUGUGGAGGGGAGGAUGCAUCAUCCGGAGCCGAUUCCUUGGCGAUAUUAAGAAGGCAUUCGACAAGAACCCGAACCUGACGAAUCUGCUGCUCGAUGACUUCUUCGUGCGUGCCAUGGAAGAGGCCGAGCGUUCUUGGCGUAUUGUCGUUUCGGACGGGGUGAAGCUAGGAAUCCCGCUGCCAACAAUGUCCGCCGCGUUGGCUUUCUACGACGGAUACACGAGUGAUACCCUACCCGCCAAUCUCCUGCAAGCCCAACGCGAUUAUUUUGGAGCUCACACCUAUGAAUUCGUGGAUAAGCCCGGAACAUGGCACCACACUAACUGGACCGGACACGGCGGCCGCGUGACGAGCAACGCCUAUCAAGCC
Messenger RNA from Mesorhabditis spiculigera, 1458 nucleotides. The record is from the annotation of a GenBank genome assembly. Lineage: Eukaryota; Metazoa; Nematoda; Chromadorea; Rhabditida; Rhabditidae.